GGGAGUGACCAGCAGCGGAACCGGGUCCCCUGCCGCAGAAGAAGAACGGCUCCGCGUUUAAUGCACGUCUAACCUACAAAUUCCUCUCCGAUAAACGCGCCUAGUCGCCAUGGCAACCGGCCCGGAGCUGGAGGUAUAUGUGGACCUUCUGUCACAGCCUUGCCGGGCGGUGCACAUCCUGCUGGACUGCGCUAAUAUCCCGCACAACCUCCGAACCGUGGCUCUGAGGAGAGGAGAGAACAGGACACAGGAGUUUGCCCGGCUGAACCCAAUGCAGAAGGUUCCGGUUUUGGUGGACUCCGGCUUCGUCCUCACAGAAAGUGAUGCCAUCCUGAAGUACCUUGCCACCAGGCACGACGUCCCGGACCACUGGUAUCCACGGCAACCUCAGAAACGAGCCAGAGUGGACGAGUACACUGCCUGGCAUCACUCGAACACGCGACCCCACGCUGCCAAAGUCUUUAUCCUGGAGGUACUCAUUCCAGCUCAGACUGGCUCUCAGGUGGAUGAGCAGCGUUUGAUUCGUGCUCUUUCACAGCUCAAUGAGACACUGGACAAGCUGGAGUCCAUGUUUCUUCGCAGACGGUCGUUCCUCUGUGGCGAUGAUAUUACUGUGGCCGAUCUCCUCGCCGUCUGUGAGCUUAUGCAGCCCUUGGGUGGAGGCAGAGAUGUGCUGCAGGAUCAUCCUCAGCUGCAGAGGUGGAGGAGCAGAGUUCAGACAGCGGUCGGUGAAGCUUUUGAUAGAGCUCACGCCAUCCUGUGUGCUGUCAGAGAACGCCACAAGGCCAAGCUGUGAUGUCGCCAAUUAUCAUCCAGACAAUGAAGCAGGUCUAAAGGAUGGAGAUAUCGACGCUCACACACACAAAUACACACGUGUGUGUAUAUAUACACUCAAACACUGAAGUAGAUCGGGGAUAUAAUUUAAGGGGACAGUAAAAUUUUUUAAAUUAUGCUAUACCCACAACCAAAAAAAGUUUUCAUUUCUAUAAGUGGUGUAAAACUAUGGAAUAUAUGAAGUGAGGACUUUAUGACUAGAUAAAACAUAGUGGGAGUGGUGUCAGAAUAUUAACAUUCUGAAUUAAUUCUUUAUUAUAAUACUUUGUGAUGUGUAUAAAUAAUACUCUAGACAUUGAUAACAAACCAAUGAUGUGUGAUGUCAUGGGGUAGGACUAGAUAGGUCUAACUUCUUCCUAAUCCGAAUGUACUACAUAAAUUGAGAGCUGAUUAGCA
Molecule: messenger RNA, 1230 nt
Organism: Betta splendens (Siamese fighting fish)
Lineage: Eukaryota; Metazoa; Chordata; Actinopteri; Anabantiformes; Osphronemidae
Gene: gstt2
Product: glutathione S-transferase theta 2
Exons: 4
Coding region: 110-796 (228 amino acids)
Biological process (GO): glutathione metabolic process
Cellular component (GO): cytoplasm
Molecular function (GO): glutathione transferase activity
Source: RefSeq, a predicted model, not a curated record